Molecule: messenger RNA, 3488 nt
Organism: Salvelinus fontinalis (brook trout)
Lineage: Eukaryota; Metazoa; Chordata; Actinopteri; Salmoniformes; Salmonidae
Product: zinc finger protein 883-like
Exons: 3
Coding region: 550-2400 (616 amino acids)
Biological process (GO): regulation of transcription by RNA polymerase II
Cellular component (GO): nucleus
Molecular function (GO): RNA polymerase II transcription regulatory region sequence-specific DNA binding; DNA-binding transcription factor activity, RNA polymerase II-specific
Source: RefSeq, a predicted model, not a curated record
AAAAGCUGCCGAUGAAAGCCUGAGAGUUUCACAGGAACUCGUAGUACAGAGUAGAUCCAUAUGAAGUUCGAACAUAUUGCAUUGUAGGUAGUUUGGGAGAUAUCCGGAAAUAAGUUAAUAAAUAUGUAAUAACGGAUAAACAUAACUGUUUGUAAAAACUCAAUAUUCCUAACCUUCAACGUGUUGUCAGAAAAUAAAAUAUGCAUUUUACUCAACUGCGUUUACCCACUCCAGUCAGCAAAAAGCAAUGUGGGGCUUUAAGGUAAUGCUGCUAGUGUGACGUAUAAACUAGUGGACGGAACGCUUCUUUCAUCAGCAACAAUAGUCAGCCAGACACCUCUGUAGCUUGCUAGCCAAAAUACAAAAUAUAGACACAAUAGACGAACCAAUAAAGCUCUUUAGACGCUUUAGUGUAUAUUAGCCACUGUGUUUUAAACCCACGUCUGUCGUCUAGUUAGUUAUCCGAUUUAAUUUCAUAUUUACGCUGUUAUUAGUCAGCUAGAGGGCUGAUUAAGUUAGCAUUAGCCUAGCUAGCUAACAUCUCCGACCAUGAGUUCACUAAGCUACUCUCCUCCUGAUAAAGAAGAGGUCUGCUGGACGGAGAAAGAGGUUCUCGUGAAAGAGGAAGAGGAAGAGGAGGCUGUUACAAUACAAGUAGAGGGUGAGGCUGUUACCGUGAAAGAAGAAGAGAAAGACGUUACAGUGAAAGAAGAGGAAGACGCGUUCAGAGUGAAAGAGGUGGAGGAUGUUACAGUAAAAGAGGAGGAAGAGAAAGAGGAGGAUACAGUUUUUGGAGUGAAAGAGGAGGAAGGGGAGAUGACUGUUACGUCGAAAAAGGAGGAGGAGGAGGAAGAAGAGGGGGAAACUGGAUAUCUGGGCCCCGUUUCCCAAAGUUAUCUUAAGGCAUCCAAUGGUUCUAAUGAUGAAGUUAGCUGUGAGAUGCUUUUGGGAAACCGGGCCCUGAUUAACACUAGAUCAGUGUCCCGAAAUCUGGACAGUUGCUGCUCUGAAGGAGAGAGACGGGACUAUCGUGGAUCCUCUGGGGAGCCUCAACUACAUCAUGAAGCUGCUGAGGCAGAGAAGAGUCUCUCCACAUCAGAACGUCUCAAAAAACACAGACUCACAGGGAAGAAACCUCACCGCUGCUCUGACUGUGGGAAGAGUUACUCAAGAUCAGAUUCACUACAACUUCACCUGAGAAUUCACACAGGAGGAAAUUCUCACCGCUGCUCUGACUGUGGGAAGAGAUUCACCUCUUCAGCAGACCUUAAAAAACAUUUGAGAAUCCAUACAGGAGAGAAACCUUAUAGCUGUGAUCAAUGUGGGAAGAGUUUUACUCGUACAAGUAAUCUGAAAGCACACCAGAGAAUACACACCGCAGAGAAACCCUAUAGCUGUGAUCAAUGUGGGAAGAGUUUUACUCAGUCAAGUAAUCUGAAAGCACACCAGAGAAUACACACUGCAGAGAAACCUUAUAGCUGUGAUCAAUGUGGGAAGAGCUGUCUUUCAACAUCAAAACACCUGAAGAAACACCAGCGGAAACCCACAGGGAAGAAAUCUCACCGCUGCUCUGACUGUGGGAGAAGUUAUUUAAGAUCAGAUUCACAAAAAAUACACCAGAGAAUACAAACUGGAGAGAAAUCUUACAGACCCUAUAGCUGUAAUCAGUGUGGGAAGAAUUUUACAACAUCUUGCCAUCUGACCGCACACCAGAGAAUACACACAGGAGAAAAACCUUACCACUGCUCUGACUGUGGAAAGAGUUUUGUUGUCCCGGGAAAUUUAACAUCACACCAGAGAACACACACAGGAGAGAAGCCUUAUAGCUGUAAUCAAUGUGGGAAGAAUUUUUCUCACUCAAGCAACCUGAUAGCACACCUGAGAAUACACACUGGAGAGAAACCUCAUUGCUGCUCUGACUGUGGGAAAAGAUUCAUCUUUUUAGCAGAUCUUAAAACACAUCAGAGAAUCCAUACAGGAGAAAAACCUUACCACUGCUCUGACUGUGGAAAGAGUUUUGUUUCAUCAACACAGUUAAAAGCACACCAGAGAACACACACAGGAGAGAAGCCUUAUAGCUGUGAUCAAUGUGGGAAGAGUUUUGGUCAAUCUGGCAGCCUGAAAACACACCAGAGAACACACACAGGAGAGAAACCUUAUAGCUGUGAUCAUUGUGAGAAGAGUUUUCCUACAUAUGGCAGCCUGAAAACACACCAGAGAACACACACAGGAGAGAAACCUUUUAGCUGUGCUCAUUGUGAGAAGAGUUUUCCUACAAAUGGCAGCCUGAAAAAACACCAGAGAACACACACAGGAGAGAAACCUUUUAGCUGUGAUCAAUGUGACAAGAGAUACUCUGAUAAAAGAUAUCUGAUCAAACAUCAGAAAAUGCAUACAUGAAGAAGUUGUUUCAUGAUAUCAAUGAAAUAAUGUCAGAAUGUAGAAUGUUUUAACAUUGUAGUAGGAGUAUUUUAAUGAUGUCACAAUGUAGAAUGUUUUAACAUUGUAGUAGGAGUAUUUUAAUGAUGUCACAAUGUAGAAUGUUUUAACAUUGUAGAAGGAGUAUUUUAAUGAUGUCACAAUGUAGAGUGUUUUAACGUUGUAGUAGGAGUAUUUUAAUGAUGUUCUACCUUAUCCUUUGCCCUGUUCAAUUGAUUGCAGCAUGAUAUGGAUAUUAGCCUCAGGGGGAAAUCCAGGCUCUGAAUUGAAAGAGUAUUAUUUAACAAAAAGUGACUAACAAAAAAAGAGCUGUGUUACACUUACUGUGUUGGUGACCCCCUUUAAUCAAAAUGCAGCACUUCAAAAUGUAGCUAGCUGUUUUCUACAAGUUGAAAAAGCUGCUUGUUUAAAAAAAUACAUGUAAUAUGAUAAUUGUUGCAGAUGUUUGUGUAUAUACACACAUGAAAGCAGUAUAAUAAAUUGGUCUAUAAUCAAUUUUAUUAACAAUCUGACAUCGCUCCAGUAUUUCUUUGCAACAUUCAAGUGCUAAUUGUCUUUAUUCCACUACUGAAGAAGCAUGACUCAAAUCACCUACUCAUAUUUCAAACAUUCAGCCUGACAAAAGAUACAUGUUUUAUUAUUCCAUGCCUCACCAUUAACUUAAUUAUUGCGAAGCGAAGGGGUGUACAUUCUGUUUUGAUAUUUCAGCAUAUUUACAAUUCAUGUAAAAUUUAUUAAAUAAAUAUUUUUGCCACCAACUGAAUUUUUUUGGUACAAUUAUGUUGUUUACGAACAAUGUAGUAAAACAAGCUUAUAUUUCUGGUUGGAUAUUACAUUCUAUUCUUACUAUUUUAAUCAAUGUCAUUUCCUUAGAAUGCGCACUAGUCUUUCAGUUUGUUAUUCUUUAGUAUUUUAUCCUCUUAUGUUUGUUGUGUAGUAAAUAUGAAAGUUUUUAUUUUCAUAGUGUUUAUUAGUUUUCCUUGUGAAGCGCAUUGUGUUGCAUCUAUGUCUGAAAUGUGCUGUAUAAAUAAAGCUUGAUUUGAUUUGAA